Messenger RNA from Eptesicus fuscus (big brown bat), 1101 nucleotides. It is a transcript of the gene FOXH1, whose product is annotated as forkhead box H1. Gene Ontology annotation, biological process: regulation of DNA-templated transcription. Lineage: Eukaryota; Metazoa; Chordata; Mammalia; Chiroptera; Vespertilionidae. The transcript has 3 exons. Gene Ontology annotation, molecular function: sequence-specific DNA binding; DNA-binding transcription factor activity. Bases 16 to 1101 code for a protein of 361 amino acids. The record is from RefSeq and is a predicted model, not a curated record.
GCUGGCCUCCCCUUUAUGGGGCCCUGCAGCAACCCAGGCCUGGGGCUCGCGGGGGCAGGGUCGCCCUCCCAGCCCCCCAAGAGGAGGAAGAAGAGAUACCUUCGGCAUGACAAGCCUCCCUACACCUACUUGGCUAUGAUCGCCCUAGUGAUCCAGGCUGCACCUUCCCGCAGGCUGAAGCUGGCCCAGAUCAUCCGCCAGGUCCAGGCCGUGUUCCCCUUCUUCAGGGACGACUACGAGGGCUGGAAGGACUCCAUCCGCCACAACCUCUCCUCCAACCGCUGCUUCCGCAAGGUGCCCAAGGAUCCUGCGAAGCCCAAGGCCAAGGGCAACUUCUGGGCGGUCGACGUGAGCCUGAUCCCCGCCGAGGCGCUGCGGCUGCAGAACACGGCCCUGUGCCGGCGCUGGCAGGGCAGGGGCGCGCGGGGGACCUUCGCCAAGGACCUGGGCCCCUACGUGCUGCACGGCCGGCCCUACCGGCCGCCCAAGCCGCCCCGUCCUCCCAGUCCCCAGCUGCCACCCAGCGAGGGCUUCAGCAUCAAGUCUCUGCUGGGGGACGCCGGGGAGGGGGCGCCCCCAAGCAGCCAAGGCGGAGCGGGUGCCCUUCCAAGUAAGGAGGAGGUGGUGCCCACACCGCCCGCGCCCUCUGAGCGGCCGCUGUGGCCCCUCUGCCCCCUCCCAGGGAUCAUGAGGCCGGAGGGGGAGACUUCCCAGGGGAGAGCCAGCAGGCCUCCACCCCUCUGCCCCGAGCCCAGGGCCUGGCCUCUCCACUUACUGCAGGGAACGCCCGACCCUGGGGGUCACAGGGCUUCACUUUGGGGGCAGCUCCCCACCUCCUACUUGCCCAUAUAUACCCCCAACGUGGUAGUGCCCUUGGCACCACUACCACCCACCUCCUGCCCCCAGUGCCCGCCCCCAUCCAGCCCAGCCUACUGGGGUGUGGCCCCUGAAACCCACAGCCCCCCAGGGCUGCUCUGGGAUCUAGAUGCCCUAUUCCAGGGGGUGCCACCCAACAAGAGCAUCUAUGAUGUGUGGGUCAGCCACCCCGGAGAACUGGCUGCCCCCACCCCAGGCUGGCUGCUCUCCUGGUACAGCCCGUGA